Messenger RNA from Paraphaeosphaeria sporulosa, 2731 nucleotides. Its product is annotated as Pkinase-domain-containing protein. The record is from RefSeq and is a predicted model, not a curated record. Gene Ontology annotation, molecular function: ATP binding; protein kinase activity. Gene Ontology annotation, biological process: protein phosphorylation. Lineage: Eukaryota; Fungi; Ascomycota; Dothideomycetes; Pleosporales; Didymosphaeriaceae. Bases 261 to 2498 code for a protein of 745 amino acids. The transcript is spliced from 4 exons.
ACCGCUUCACCACGACAGCUCCACCCAGUAAACACGCACUCGCAGUGCCUCCGCCCGGUCGCAUAGACGGUUGAAGCCUUUCACCCGCGUGCGCUGUACUGUGGCUCCCGUUGCGGCUUCGUCUGCCCCGCACACACCAACCUUCCCUCUCGACUCGAGCGAAACGCACCCUGCGAUCGCCCUACCUCGAAGCGCGCGAGCGAAUACACCUCUCCACUUGACCUUCACCGGGGCAAUACGACCGAGAGCGUUGGGUCGCUAUGACCGAGGGGUUUACCGUGAGCGGUUCCGUGGACCCCACGACGCUGUACACCAAGCAGCAGUGCAUAGGCGGGGGCAGCUUCGGAAAAGUAUAUAAAGGCAUCGACCGACGGACCGGCCAGCUUGUCGCGAUCAAGAUCAUCGAUGUCGAAAAUGCCGAAGAUGAGGUCGACGACAUCAUCAGCGAGAUCUCCAUCCUCUCUAACAUGCACUCGCCCUAUGUUACCAAGUACUAUGGCUCGUAUCUGCACAACACGGAGCUGUGGAUCGUCAUGGAGUUCUGCUCGGGAGGCAGCUGCGCAGACUUGAUGAGGCCGGGUCCUAUCGAUGAGAGCGAGAUUGCCGUCAUACUCAAGGAGCUGCUUAUGGGCCUGUGUUACCUGCAUGAAGAUCACAAGCUGCACCGAGAUAUCAAGGCUGCCAACAUCCUCGUCGGCUCUAACGGACAGGUCAAACUGGCCGAUUUCGGUGUCUCAGGGCAGCUCUCCGCGACCAUGACGAAGAAGAACACGUUCGUUGGCACUCCCUUCUGGAUGGCCCCGGAAGUCAUCAAGCAGUCUGGGUACGAUCACAAAGCUGACAUUUGGUCACUUGGGAUCACCGCCCUCGAACUUGCGCAGGGCGAACCUCCAUACGCGGACAUACAUCCCAUGAAAGUCCUUUUCCUGAUUCCAAAGAACCCAUCACCCAUACUGACUGGCAGCUUCACUCCACAAUUCAAAGAGUUCGUGAACCUCUGCCUGAGAAAAGAUCCGAGGGAACGACCAUCGGCGAAGCAAUUGCUACAGUCAGCCUUCAUCCGGAAAGCGGGGAAACCCUCCAGGCUGCAGGAGCUGAUCUUCCGUUAUCAAGAAUAUCAAGCUCGUCACCCCAAGCAAGCCGAUUCGGAGGAUGAAGAUACGCCUAUAAAGAAACGAGAACCGAUCAACGAGGAGCUGUGGGAUUUUGGUACUAUCCGUCCUAUAAAAGAUCGAGGAGGCAAUGCGUUGAAACCCAUGAACGAGUCUGGUGCAAAUGCUCGACAGUCGUCGCCUCAACGGAAGCCUGUCCUGAACCAGCAGGCCGGCUAUGGAGAUGAGAACUACUACGGCUCCGCCGACACUGUCCGACCAAGUCCACCUGCAUCUCCGACGAAGCGGUUAGCAAAGCUUGACAUUCCGAAUUCACCGAUGAGCUCGCUAAAGACCGCGGCACGGGUACCGUUACCACCAUCUCCCGAGAAGCGAUCGAUCCCACCUCUCCCUCCGCCAACGGCACAAGAGUCACGCAAAUCGCCAGUGCCAGCAGCCUUCUCGCCACAUCCUCUGAACCGGGGAUUGGUUACGCCGACCAAGCCACCCGCACAGCCCCGACGACAGACGCCGUUGGGUAGGGACUACGACGAAUACCUGCAACGUUCAAUCGCCGAAGACAUGGCUGCGUUGGAAAUGACUCCUCGACGCGAUCCUACUCCCCCGCGACCCAUCGUACUUCCGCAAAUGUCCAUCCCGGAGAUUCCACCUUUCCGAGGUAACCAAUCUCAGUCAACAAAUGCCUCUACCGCACCCGCAAACCCUCCCCAGCAUAGUCCUGGCCAAAAUCAGAAUCAGAACCAGAACCCGCGACCAUCGCAACUUCAGAGACCACUUCCGCCACUCUCUGGUCAACAACCAUUGCCUCAACUCACCAAUCAGACGUCAAUUGUAUCAUCUCAAACAUCACCGAACUCUGCCUCACCCCCGCGACCCGGCUCAUCGUCUUCGUACGACCCAUUUGGUGGACCGAUAAUCAACAACUGGAACAACGUGACCGGCGCACAAACGCCUUCCCACCCUCCCCCUCCCGCACCACAAACGACCAAACCAUCCCCCAUGUCCCGCGGCUCCUUCGGCCGGCCUAAGCAGCCUCUCACACCCGGCUCGCCCAAUUCAGCACCCACCGAAAUCACCGCGCUCUCCGGCGUCGUCCUCCCCGCGCUCGAAGCGGCCCUCUCCCGCCGUGCGUACCAUCUCUCCCUCAAAAACAAGCAGGAAGCGGCAUCCACGCCGCGCGAUCUGCAUGCGUUUGUAGAGCAGAAGAAGCGGAGACAGGAGUGUCAUGAUAAUGUGAAAAGGCUGGUGAGCGAGCUGAAGAAGGGGUUCAGGGAGUUGGAUGAGUGGGAUGAAAGGGGGGGUGUGGGGAUGGGUGGGGAGGUGGCGGGGUUUUUGGAGGGUUUUUUGGAGGAGGUACUGGUUAGGGUGGAGCCUGCUGAUGAUUGAGGAUUGUUGAGCGGUAGAGAAUGGUGGUGAGGAAGGGCUACAGAUAGAGAGAAAGGAGGUUGCGGUUGACGGAGUUCGAAUGACGGAUUUGAUGGGGCAUGAUAAGAUACUGACUGGACUUUGACAUUUUUCUAUUUGGCAUGAGGAUGGGCUGAAAUGGUUUGGGCCGGGUUGGGUGAGAAUUUGAAGCAAGGUGUUCGUGGGCGUUUAUGCAAUCCGACGAUUUCCAUGUC